Penicillium verrucosum is the source of this 1344-nucleotide messenger RNA. RefSeq names its product isoaspartyl peptidase/L-asparaginase. The transcript has a single exon. The coding region runs from base 1 to 1344 and encodes 447 amino acids. The record is from RefSeq and is a predicted model, not a curated record. Lineage: Eukaryota; Fungi; Ascomycota; Eurotiomycetes; Eurotiales; Aspergillaceae. Gene Ontology annotation, molecular function: hydrolase activity.
AUGACGAAACCAGCCUCGUUCAAACCAACCCUGAUCAUCCACGGUGGCGCUGGCAACAUCCAACGCUCCAAACUACCCCCAGACCUCUACGCCGCCCACCACGCCUCACUCCAAUCCUAUCUCCGCUCAACACACGCCUUCCUCAAAAAUGGAGGCACAGCUCUAGAUGCAGCGGUCCACGCCGUCUCCCUCCUCGAAGACGACCCCCUCUUCAACUGCGGCCGCGGCAGCGUCUUCACAACAGCCGGCACUAUCGAAAUGGAAGCCUCCAUAAUGGUGACAUCCGUUCACCCCGACCCAGCACAGCCAGGCGCAAUCAAACGCGGCGCAGGCGUGAUGGGCCUCCGUAAUGUCCGUCACCCGAUCCGUCUCGCGCGCGAGUCGCUUCUCAGAUCGGGUGUCGCCGCUGAUGGAUCUCCUGUAGAUGACGGAGGGAGUAUGCAUUCCCAGCUCGUUGCUCCGUAUGUGGAGACUCUUGCUCGGGAUUGGGGAUUGGAGGUUUGUUCCGAUGAGUGGUUCUUUACGCAGAAGAGAUGGGAUGAGCAUAUAAGGGGUUUGAAGGGCGAGGAGGAGCCUGUCUUUCUAACUCAGGGCACUGUGGGGUGUGUCUGUCUUGAUCAGUGGGGGAAUCUGGCUGUUGCUACCAGUACCGGUGGUUUGACGAAUAAGUUGCCCGGGAGAAUUGGUGAUACGCCUACCCUGGGAGCUGGGUUCUGGGCCGAGGCUUGGGAUGAGAUUGUCUCGGGUGGUGCUGAGGCAGUGUCGGAAGAUUCCUCUGUCGGUGGCUUGUUGCGUAACGCGAGAAAUUGGCUCGGGGAUUGCAUACCGUCGUUCUUGCGAGAUCAGGCCCUACCUAGUUACUCGCCCCUUUCGGGUGAUUGUUCCUCCCGGCAGCUGGACUUGGGGUUCGAGAAGGGUUGUCAUUCUUAUCAACCUUCUGCUCAAUACUCUCAUCGGCGGGCCAUCGCGGUCUCUGGGACGGGGAAUGGAGACUCGUUCCUUCGGGUUGCGGCUGCGCGCACGGUUGCUGCAAUGCUACGGUUUUCACCGCCAGGCAGGUUCCCCUCUGGACUUGCAGACGCAGUGACGGCUGUUACUGGGCCUGGUGGUGAACUUCAACGUUCGGCCGGCUCCAGAUGGAAAAAGACUGGCGAGGGUGAAGGAGGUAUUAUCGGUAUAGAGGCAGAGAUUUUCCCUGUGAACAGGGCAUCGGAUGUCAAACUACAUCGGGGCAAGGUUGUAUUCGACUUCAAUUGUGGUGGUAUGUGGCGUGCUUGGGUAGAGGAGGAUACUGCUGGCAACGAAGUUGAGAAGAUUAUGGUCUUCCGAGAGCAAUACCAAUAG